AACAGUCAAUGUGGUAUAUAUAUAAAAAAAUCAUUACCUACUCAAAUGCCCAAAAAUGACCCCUGAUUGCCAGAUAAAGUAGUUCCCGCGUGAGGUGUCCCGCACAGAAGUAAGGGCUCGGUCGGUAUGCCCGCCUCGUCUUAAAUGGCUUCCUGUGCUCUCUUGACAGACCAGCAGUACUCAUGGUCCCCGACGCAGCACUUCAACGAAGGAAGAUACUCCCCCGCUCCUAGGAACAUGAAGGGGUUACCCGGGGGCCGGUCGCAAGCGCAGCUGUGUUCGGGCCACACGUGUGGCUUGGCAGCCCCCGAAGACUGUGAGCACGCGCACGAGCACCUGCACCAUGCGCAGGAGGCGAGGCAGCCCUACCUGCUCAGCCCCGUGGAGAGCUGCCCCAUGGACCACCACCGCUGCUCCCCCGGGAGCUCCAUCCACUCUGAGUGCAUGAUGAUGCCCGUGGUGCUGGGCGACCACAUGUCCAGCAGCACCUUCCCCAGGAUGCACUACAGCUCCCACUAUGACACGAGAGAUGACUGUGCCGUGUCCCACGCCAGCACCAGGGUCAACCGCAUCCCGGCUAACCUCCUGGACCAGUUUGAGAAGCAGCUGCCCCUGCACCGGGACGGGUUCCACACGCUGCAAUACCAGAGGACGUCCACGGCCGCAGAGCAGCGCAGCGAGAGCCCAGGGAGGAUACGGCACCUCGUCCACUCGGUCCAAAAACUCUUCACCAAGUCCCACUCCCUAGAGGGCUCUUCCAAGAGCAACGUCAACGGCACCAAGGGCGACGGUCGGGUGGAGGACCACCACCACGGCCACCACCCCAAGCAUGGCAAACGGAGUAAAAGCAAGGAGCGGAAGCCUGAGGGCAAGCACAGGUCGGGCACAAGCAGCUGGUGGAGCUCCGACGACAAUCUGGACAGUGACAGCACCUGCCGCACGUCCAGCGUGGCCAACAGGCACCAUGUGGACCACGUCUCCCACUGCUACCCUGAGGUGCUCCCGGGCCCCUUCGGGGAUCUGUCCCUGAAGACGUCCAAGAGUAACAGUGACGUCAAGUGCUCAGCCUGUGAGGGCUUGACCAUGACGCCCGACACCAAGUACAUGAAACGGAGCUCCUGGUCCACGCUGACCGUGAGCCAGGCGAAGGAGGCCUACCGCAAGAGCUCCCUGAACUUAGAUAAGCCCCUGGUCCACCAGGAGGUCAAGCCGUCUUUGAGGCCGUGCCACUACCUGCAGGUAAGGGGUCUCGGCAGCCACGUGUCGCGGGUGGUGGGCUGGCCUUCGCCGGGAGGGCGUCUGAGCACCCCUCGUCCCCCUUUAGUCCACGGCCCUAAACACGGCGGGCCGUUCCCGG
This is a messenger RNA of Ailuropoda melanoleuca (giant panda), 1357 nucleotides long. Its product is annotated as disks large-associated protein 2-like. NCBI's taxonomy places the organism in Eukaryota, Metazoa, Chordata, Mammalia, Carnivora, Ursidae. The record is from RefSeq and is a predicted model, not a curated record. Gene Ontology annotation, molecular function: molecular adaptor activity. The annotation marks the transcript as partial. Gene Ontology annotation, cellular component: postsynaptic specialization; glutamatergic synapse. The transcript has a single exon. Gene Ontology annotation, biological process: signaling.